GAGACACAAAUACAACACAAACAAUUAACACACACAAACAGAGGCUACGUACCAUCAAAUUAAUUAAGAUGGCGGAAGUGAGGAACAAACAAGUGGUUCUGAGGGACUAUGUGAGUGGUUUUCCUAAGGAAUCCGACAUGAACAUAGUUGAAGGAACCACAAUAUUGAAGCUUCCACAAGGUUCCAAUGAUGUGCUUCUAAAAAAUCUCUACCUUUCCUGUGACCCUUACAUGAGAAUGCUCAUGACCAAGGUGGAAGGCCUCGACGUGUUUGGCACCUAUACACCUGGCUCUCCAUUAACAGGGUAUGGAGUGUCCAAAGUCCUAGAAUCUGGACACCCAGAUUACAAGAAAGGUGAUUUAGUGUGGGGAUCUACAAAAUGGGAAGAAUUCAGCUUGGUGUCCCCAACUCAAAUACUUUUCAAAAUUGAGCACACCGAUGUUCCGCUUUCAUAUUAUACUGGUAUUCUUGGUAUGCCGGGAAUGACUGCAUAUGCAGGUUUCUUUGAAGUAGGCUCUCCCAAGAAAGGAGAGAAUGUUUUUGUUUCAGCUGCCUCUGGUGCUGUUGGUCAACUUGUUGGCCAAUUUGCUAAAUUGACUGAUUGUUAUGUGGUUGGAAGUGCUGGAAGUAAAGAGAAGGUGGAUCUUUUGAAGAAUAAAUUAGGAUUUGAUGAAGCCUUUAACUACAAAGAAGAGUCAGACCUCAAUGCAACUUUGAAAAGAUACUUUCCAGAAGGCAUUGACAUAUACUUUGAGAAUGUUGGGGGCAAGACACUUGAUGCAGUACUCCCAAAUAUGAGAGUUCUUGGUCGCAUACCUGUUUGUGGAAUGGUCUCACAGUACAAUCUGACACAACCUGAAGGUGUAACAAAUUUGGCAAAUCUUAUAUUUAAGCGGAUUCGAAUGCAAGGUUUUAUUGUUGGUGAAUUCUAUCACCUAUAUCCAAAAUUCUUGGAGUUUGUCCUGCCUCAUAUUAGAGAAGGGAAGGUUGUGUAUGUGGAAGAUAUUGCUGAAGGUCUUGAGAAUGGUCCUGCAGCCUUGGUUGGCCUCUAUAGUGGUCGCAAUGUUGGUAAACAAGUGGUUGUUGUUGCUCGUGACUGAAUGCAGAUGCUUUCGUUGGACAUUGCUGUCUUUUUUUAUGAUUUUGGUGUUGAAUAUUCAGGGCUCUUUGUAUGUUUUUUGCAAUCAUUUUCAAUUGUGGUAUUUGUGAUAGCAGUGUAACUUAAGCAACUCUUAGUUGAAACGUAUUCCCUGAGUGGUAUCAUAUGGUAAAGCCUUUUGUUACUUAAUUUUGUUGUGAAGAUGAGGAUACAAUUUCGUUACUUAUAA
Molecule: messenger RNA, 1328 nt
Organism: Glycine soja
Lineage: Eukaryota; Viridiplantae; Streptophyta; Magnoliopsida; Fabales; Fabaceae
Product: 2-alkenal reductase (NADP(+)-dependent)-like
Exons: 5
Coding region: 69-1100 (343 amino acids)
Molecular function (GO): 2-alkenal reductase [NAD(P)H] activity
Source: RefSeq, a predicted model, not a curated record